AUGGCCCAACCGCCCGCCUGGCACGAGGCCUAUCCGACGCCACGAAACCAAUCGCCCAAAGUGGUGGUGACUCGUCAAGAAUUACUGCAGUGGCUUCAGGAGGGGCAGAAACCAGGCGUCGACUUCCUCCUAGUCGACCUGCGCAGGACGGAUCAUGAGGGCGGAUCGAUCAAAGGUUCUAUCAACCUGCCUGCGCAGAGCCUUUAUCCUAGCUUGCCGACUCUGUUGAAUCUAUGUCAGAGUGCUGGCGUACGGACCGUGAUCUGGUAUUGUGGUUCAUCCAAGGGGCGUGGGACACGCGCUUGUGGGUGGUUUCAAGACAUGCUUGAUGAUCGGCAGGUCGAUGGAAUGACUAGUGCUAUCCUGCUGGAUGGGAUAAGUGGAUGGGCUCGAGCGGGCGAAGAGUACACUCGGCUUAUGGAGGAGUAUGACGCCGAGAAAUGGUCGAGUGCAAAGUAG
Molecule: messenger RNA, 459 nt
Organism: Cladophialophora yegresii CBS 114405
Lineage: Eukaryota; Fungi; Ascomycota; Eurotiomycetes; Chaetothyriales; Herpotrichiellaceae
Product: oxidoreductase
Exons: 3
Coding region: 1-459 (152 amino acids)
Cellular component (GO): nucleus; cytoplasm
Molecular function (GO): protein tyrosine phosphatase activity
Source: RefSeq, a predicted model, not a curated record